AAGGAAUCGAACUUCCCUCUCUCUGCACAUUGCCUUGUAUCUGUUUCAGAAGAAACCCAUCAGAAUUUAACCACUUAUUCUCCAGAUUAAACAAGCUUUGUUUUUAACUUCAUUGUUCACAUGAUGACUUCUGAACAGGCCAACAAAAUGAAAGAGAAUCAAAUGCAGGGAAGUCAGCAGGCAAGAAUGCCAGACCUUCCAUCGCGCUGCACCUGGAGCCUGGGGAUGCCACCAUCCAAAUCUCCACACACUCAAGAUGAGCUAAAGGAUUCAUCCAAGAUCUUGCCUAACGUCCUCUAUAAAAUUGGUAACACUCCCCUCAUCCGAAUUAACAAUAUUGCGAAAGAAUAUGGACUUAAAUGUGAGCUAUUGGCAAAGUGUGAGUUCUUCAGUGCUGGUGGAAGCAUUAAGGACCGCAUUGCUUUACGGAUGAUUGAAGAUGCUGAGAAACAAGGGGUUCUGAAUUCAGGUGAUGUCAUCAUUGAACCAACCUCUGGUAACACAGGCAUUGGUUUGGGCUUGGUGGCUGCUGUGAAAGGAUAUCGUUGCAUUAUUGUCAUGCCAGAGAAGAUGAGCUUAGAGAAGGUCAAUGUGUUAAAAGCCUUGGGAGCUGAAGUGGUGAGGACACCAAAUGCUGCAAACCUCAACAGCCCUGACUCUCAUAUUGCAAUGGCCUGGAAACUGAAGAAUGAGAUUCCAAACUCCCAUGUGUUUGAUCAGUAUCAAAAUGCUAGCAAUCCAUUAGCUCAUUACGACAUCACAGCAGAAGAAAUUCUGGAUCAAUGUGAUGGACAAGUUGAUGUUGUGGUGAUGGGUGCUGGAACUGGCGGUACCAUCACAGGCAUAGCACGAAAAUUCAAGGAAAAAUGUCCCAACUGUAAGAUCAUUGCUGUUGACCCUGCAGGUUCAACCAUGGCUGAACCAGAAGAACUGAACUUUCCAGACCAGAUUUCAUAUGAAGUGGAAGGAAUUGGCCAUAGAUUUAUACCAACAGUAUUGGACAGAAAAGUGAUUGACAAAUGGUUGAAGACUAAUGAUGAGGAAAGUUUUGCAAUGGCUCGGAUGUUGAUCAAAAAAGAAGGAUUGCUGUGUGGUGGAAGCUCUGGUAGUGCCAUGUGUGGAGCUUUAAGAGUGGCAAAAGAUCUGAAAGAAGGACAGCGCUGUGUAGUGAUUCUCCCGGAUUCUGUUCGAAAUUACAUGUCAAAAUUUCUUAGUGAUGAUUGGAUGGAAGAGAAAGGGUUCCUGCAUGUGGAAUGUGACCAAAAAAGCUGGUGGAAUGAACCAAUCAGUCAGAUGAAGCUUCCACCAACUUUGACUGUCCUUCCCACAACCAGUUGCCAGGACAUCAUUCAGAUUCUCAAAGAGGGUAGCAUGAACAAUGCAGUGGUCAUUGACUCCAAUGGGACAGUUCUGGGUUUGGUCACCCUAGGAAAUAUUAUGUCUUUAGUUCAUGAAGGAAAACUGCAGCUCACUGAUCUGGUGUCUAAAGCCAUUUACCAGCAGUUCCAAAAGGUGAAGUUAAGUGACACUCUUGGGAAAAUCUUGCAGAUUUUGACACUGAAUCACUUUGCCUUAAUUGUUCAAGAACAAGUUCACAGUACUGGCAGUGGCGAAUGUGGAAAGAGAGAAGUGGUGCAUGGCGUGGUAACAUUUAAUGAUCUGAUAAGCUUUGUAACAGACGAGAAGAAAAUGAUGGGGACAGCAAAAAAAUAUUAA
Messenger RNA from Rhincodon typus (whale shark), 1716 nucleotides. RefSeq names its product cystathionine beta-synthase-like. The record is from RefSeq and is a predicted model, not a curated record. Gene Ontology annotation, cellular component: cytoplasm. Bases 121 to 1716 code for a protein of 531 amino acids. Gene Ontology annotation, molecular function: cysteine synthase activity; cystathionine beta-synthase activity. The transcript has 16 exons. Lineage: Eukaryota; Metazoa; Chordata; Chondrichthyes; Orectolobiformes; Rhincodontidae.